AUGGCAGCCGGCCGGCCGGAGGCGCAGGACCACCCGCCGGAGAACGGCUUCACCCCGCUGGAGCACCCGGCGCCCCGGCUGCUGCCGCACAUCGACGGCUCCGUCCUGCCGUCUCUGGGGGGCUUCGGGAAGCAUCAGAAGCAGCUCGUGGUCCUGACCUGGAUACCAGCAUUGUUCAUCGGCUUUAGCCAGUUUUCGGAUUAUUUCCUCUUGGCGCAACCCAAUGGCACGUGUGUGCAACCUCUGGCCAACGACAGUAACUGGACCGUGUCGUCCCCGCCGGUCACCGCCACCAGCGGCGCGCCCGCGCUGCAACUCAAAGGCAACAGCACCGUGGAGGGCUACGGGGACGGCAGCGGUCUGCUGUGCGCCUGCAAGGAGUGGAGGCUGGAGCUGCAGACGGGACUUAGUCAGAAUGUGGUUACCAAGUGGAACCUGGUGUGUGACUCUGCCUGGAAGGUUCACAUUGCCAAGUUCUCUUUGCUUGUGGGCUCCAUAUUUGGCUACCUAGUGAUGGGUGUCAUGGCUGACUGGUUUGGUCGGCACCCGGUGUUGAUUCUCUCGGUGCUUUUCAUGCUGGUGUUUGGUCUGAGUGUUGCCUUCUCUGUAAAUGUCACCAUGUUCAGCACCUUGCGCUUCUUUGAGGGUUUCUGCUUGGCGGGCCUCGCUCUCUCCCUCUACGUGCUCAGGAUCGAGCUUUGUUUGCCAGGCUGGCGUUUCUCCAUGACCAUGGUGGCCAGUUUUCUGAUGGUGGGCGGGCAGCUACUGAUGCCAGGGGUGGCCGCUCUGUGCCGCAAUUGGCCAAACCGGGAUGACUGGCAGGUCCUGCAGAUCGUCAUAAUCAGCCCUUUCGUUCUGAUGCUGCCCUAUGUAUGGAUUUUUCCCGAAUCGCUGCGCUGGUUGCUGGCCACCCAGCACUACAGGCGAUCCAAAGCCAUGAUGCUGCGCAUCGCCAGGAAGAACCAGGUUGACAUGACAACGGAGCCCAGCGGAGUUCUUACAGAGCUGGAGCAGGAGCUGCACAAGAAACCCCAGAGGACCUGCAUUGUCAAGAUGAUGAGCACCAGGAACCUGUGGAAAAACAUUGUGGUGCUGUGUGUCAACUCUCUCACAGGUUAUGGGAUUCACCACUGCUUUGCCCGCAGUAUGAUGGACCCUGAGGCCCAGCCCACUGCUUUGUGCCAUGCUGACUAUUACACCAUGGCUGGCAUCGCCGUGGCAACAUGCCUGGCACUUUGCCCCGCGGUGGGGUUGAUGGGUCGGCGUGGAGGGCUGCUAACUUUCAUGAUCAUAACGGCCCUGGCAUCACUACUUCAGCUCGGUUUGCUUAACCUGAUUGGGAAGUACAGUCUUCGCCACGACACAGUUCUUCGAGACACUCUGAACAGGAAAUUCUCUGUGGCCUUCUCCAUCAUUGGCAUGUUCUCCUCUCAUGCUGUCAGCAUACUCAGCAUCUUCUUUUGUGCAGAAAUCACCCCUACUGUCAUCAGGGGUGGAGGGCUGGGCUUGGUUCUCGCCAGUGCCGGCUUUGGCAUGCUCACCGCACCCAUUAUGGAACUCCACAACCAGAAGGGCUACUUCCUGCAUCAUGUGAUCUUUGCCUGCUGCACCCUUUUGUGCAUCAUCUGCCUGCUGCUGCUUCCUGAGCCGCGAGGUCAGCCGCUGCCGGAGAGCCUGGCUGACGGGGAGACCUUCACCCGGCAGACGCUGCUCCAUCCAGGAGAGCAGCACCUCCUUCUUGCCAAGAGCGACAGGGACUACUCCCGCGUCCAUGACACACCGUUACACCUCUCAGCCACCGGGGGCGCGACAGUGGCAGCAGCCACCGCUCUGGCAGCGGUACCUGCCUCAUACGCACUUGCAACUGGUGGGGAGGUGAUUGGAAAUCGUGCCAUAGCCAAUGGAGUGUGAGCAUCAGAGCAAUACUCUACUACUGUGCUAAUAACUGCUCCAGCAUUAACCUGACUGAACAGUCACUGAACUUGUGAACAAAACCUUUAAGGGAAAAGAAUUGUUCGGAUGAACCAGAUGAACUCUUGUUGUGGUGAGGUUUGAAAUGAUGAUUAUAGUAAAUUUGUGUAAUUUGUAGUGACUAUGAUUCAUUCAGGAGUUGCCAAAAACUAUUGUACUGGACUAAACUUAUCUGAAGUCAGUGUGUGUUAAAUAAUAUGAACGUCUUCAGUGGUGUUGGUGAUUUUCUUGAGCUGCUGUCUGCUCUGUCAGGAGUGUUUUACAGAUAAAAUAAGCAGACACAGACAAGUGAAGAGGCAAAGUACAGUAGAUUACCUUUUAAUAAUGUGUGCUCUGUGAGUUUUCUGUUUGUAGUUUUGACUAGUUGAAACAGGAUUUCACUGCAUCUUAUAAUUCUUUAUAAGUUAUUUUGCACUAAAUGUCAGAGACACAAUCAAGUGUUUGUGAUUUUUAGCCAACACAUUGGGAGAUCCAGGGAUUGGCUAAACCACUACCACUCUUUUUGCAUGAAAGGGCACAAAUGGUUUUACAUGUUUUUUCUUCUUCAUUUGUGGUCUCACUACUACAAGUCCAAUGUGGCACUUUAUCCUCCAAGGUGAGGUCAGUGUAGACACUGAUUUCUAAAUCAGCAUUACUACUGUGGUGGGCGUAUGAUGGUUGUCAGAUGUGACGAACAGCCGGAGACCUUGGCAGACUGUAUGUGUAGCCUUUACAGACUGUGCUUAUUGCUAAAACAAAUCUGAGAGCUGAACGGACAUUUGAGUGACUUGUCGGUCCACUGAUCUGUCUUAUGAUGCAUCUCAGCAUUUAAAUGGCUUUAUCAUGAUGGCUCUGUUCUUUUAACAAAACAGAGACGAUACAAUGUAAUUUAAAAAAAACAAAAAAAAAAACAGUAUUUAUUUUGUCAUGUUGCCAAGGGCAAUUUUGUUGCUUGAAAUACCUCCUUAAUUAGCAAAUAUUUCCAUUCCAGCUCUCACUCCUUGUUCUCUGUACUGUGGUAAUGUUGUAAUCCUGCUCCUAGGAAGUGUAACUCUAGCCAGAAAGCACAAUAUUUUACAGUUUUUUGAAAUAAACGUUUGUGAAGCUUAGAAUAGAGCAGCAUAGUCUGCAUAGACCUGGCCUAGUUGUGAUCAGUGUACAUUUAUACACUUUACUACGUAAGUAUCCCUUAGGACUGCAAAAAAAAUGUAAGGUAUGCAUACAUAUGCCAUUCAUUCAUAAUGUAUGAAGCAAUCCAUCUCAUAAACCAUUUUUGUGCAAAUAUACCAGAACCCAAACAUACAACACAUCCUCCAUUUUCUGAUUCAUAUUUAGCACACAGUAUGUAUUUUGAACACCCUGUAUGGUUUGCUAGUUUGUAUGUUUUCAGCAGUUAAACAUUCAGAGAGAAAAAAAGGAAAAGAAAAAAAACCCUCAACCACUAAUGCUGUUUUCUAAGUGUUAUUUUUUUAAUAUGAUGCAUUUGUACAAAAAGCCAUAGGCCUACAUGUUUUGAUAAUAAACCACUUAAUUUAUUAUGUCAAUAAAAGAACACUUGAUGUGA
Stegastes partitus (bicolor damselfish) is the source of this 3514-nucleotide messenger RNA. It is a transcript of the gene slc22a23b, whose product is annotated as solute carrier family 22 member 23. Gene Ontology annotation, cellular component: membrane. Gene Ontology annotation, molecular function: transmembrane transporter activity. Gene Ontology annotation, biological process: transmembrane transport. The coding region runs from base 1 to 1911 and encodes 636 amino acids. The transcript is spliced from 10 exons. The record is from RefSeq and is a predicted model, not a curated record. Lineage: Eukaryota; Metazoa; Chordata; Actinopteri; Pomacentridae.